Molecule: messenger RNA, 849 nt
Organism: Effrenium voratum
Lineage: Eukaryota; Dinophyceae; Suessiales; Symbiodiniaceae
Source: the annotation of a GenBank genome assembly
AUGGCGGCGGCCCCGCGCCGGGCGACGGCGCUGAGCGGCCUGGGGAAGGGAAGCCUUUUGCUGCUGCUGGGCUGUAGAGGACCUUGGGCCUUCUUCGCGGCUCCGAGACUCAACUCCGCGCCUUGGGCGCCUUCUCGCGGCGUGGGCCUGCGCCUGGCAGCUCAGAGUCCGGAGGCGCUACUAGCCGAGCACCUCCCUUUCCCGUUCGACGAGUCCUUGAUCGCCGAGAAUGUGACCUACGAGGGCCCGCUGGAGACGCUCAAAGGCCGCGAGAGCUACCUGGAGGCCAUGAGCGACUGGCGGGCCGAGCUGCCGCAGCGCCUGGAAGGCUUCGAGGUGUCGGAGCUGGAGUGCUGGCAGCUGCAGCCGGGCUUGGUCACCGCCAGGUGGCGGGUGUCCUUCCUGGCGCCCUUGCCCCCCACGCCGCGGCUGAUGGAUCUGCCAGAGGAUGUGCCCAAGGUGCCUGGGGCCAUGGUGCCGGUGAGCACCACUUUGAGGGCGGAGCUUACGCUGGACGCGGCCGGGCGCGUGGCGCGGCACGAGGAGGCGAUCGCCGCGGGCUUCGGCGUGUUGGACGCCGUGGCGCGCUACGAGCUGCUCACGGCGCGGCGCCGGGAGGCCGACCCCAUCUCUUGGUACUGGAAAGUGCUCAAGGAGACCUCCCUCGAGGAAAUGGCCUUCUACAGCAACAACCAGGCCACGGACGAUGAGCUGGAAUGGCGCUUCAACGAGAUGGUGUUGCGGAACUUCUUCUACGGUGCCGCACUGGGGGUGUUCUUUUGGAUUACUCUGAAGCUCACCAUCAUGGCGCGGAUGGCCAACUUGUUGGAGGAGCAGCAAGGAGGCUAG